AUGCCGUAUGCUCUGUUUGCCAUGUGUUUUGUUUCCGUUGCUAUCAUGGGUGAUGAUUCCAAGGUUGUGGUGCAUUCUAGUGCUUUUAGAACGAAGGAGGAUCGUCCUUCCCGUGAUUACUCUGCUCCUAUUACUCCUGACAAAUUGGAUAGCUCUAAUUAUGCCUUUUGGUCUCGGGGUGCACGCUUUAUGAUUACUAGUAGUCAUAUGGCAAGCUUCAUCAAUGGGAAGAAGCCUGGGCUUGAUCCGCCGUUUGAUGGAGUCCGUGGCCAAAUCCUUGCUCUCAAUCCCGUCCCGUUUCCUCUGGAAGCCUAUGCUAUUGUCAUGAAGGAAGACACUCGUCAAUCUGCUAUGCUCGGAGGAGGUGCGGCAACCCUAAAAGUGGAUUCUACCUGUAACUGA
Molecule: messenger RNA, 402 nt
Organism: Prunus armeniaca (apricot)
Lineage: Eukaryota; Viridiplantae; Streptophyta; Magnoliopsida; Rosales; Rosaceae
Source: the annotation of a GenBank genome assembly